AUGACUCUUCCGAUUGCCAACCUGGAAACGUCAAGCGACGACGUAUGUACGAUCUGUUUCUACGAUGCUGGAGCUAGCAUGCGAUGCCUACCGACGAAGAUCUCCGGGUACUUUUCUACUCCGGUCGAGGGCGUCCGUGGAGACGCGAUCCUAGGGCAUCCUCGGUACAGGAGAGCAGUAAGAAGAGGGCAUGAAACGGCUAGGAGAUUUGAGCAACUCAUCCGCUCCGUGGGCAAUAAGAGAGCCAAGAUUACCGUAUCGCCCAUCGGUAUCGUCGGAGGUUAUCCUCAAAGCUAUCAUGAAUGGGCCACAAAGCGAAUCGCCUACUUCGUCGAGACCAGAUUUGACUUUCCGACUUUUCUGACCCCGGCGAGCAUCGUGUCCUCUAUGCAAUGGCUGCACUUCGCUGGACCAUCCUCGAAGGCUGCGCUCCAAGAUCUUUUGACUUCGGGCUUGCGCAAUGUCACUAUCCUAUCGGGAAUCUGUUUGUUCUCCGCCAAGGCCAUGGCCAUGGCUACUAAGGACGUGCCGAUUAUCAACCUCGAAAGUGGGCAAUGCAACGGAGCUACACUCUACGAGCUGGAGUACAUUGCCCGUAGUGCUCCGGCCAUUGCCGAUAUUGCCAUCGCCUCCCAACCUGCGGCGGAGCAAACUGCUCAUAUCAAUGGACACAAAGCCUACCAGCCGCUCCAGAUUUGCUUGGACAUUCCCAGUUUCCAUUACUACCAGACGGUUGACGACCUAUUGCGGUCUGGUCGUUGUGAGUUCGCUGAGGCUCUGCAUUGGCUACGUGCUAUAGAGGAGCACCAUCAGCAGAUCUCGCAUGUCUUCCGUGGUUAUCUCCACGUCGAGCUACUGCGACGAGACCCGUCCAUCAAACCAUGCGCUAUCAGCGUCACCCCCGGGGGUGAGAGAAUUCUCACGACUAUCCGCAAGUCACUCAUGAUGCGUACGCUUCCAUCGGUGCAAAACGCCAUCGACGAUCUCAGUGCCCACGAACCAGCCUGGACGCGAUUCAUGCAAUUUGUGCCCGACGCGGAGAAGCCAAAGGAUUUCAGAGCACUGGGCCAGAUGUUCUAUGUGUACCAGGUGGUACGACACGCCUUGGGUGAAGAGUCAGCACAAUCGGACUUAUUGAUCAGUGUCGAGGACAGCGCCGAACGCGGUGUAUAUUCUCGAGCUCAAAAGCUUCUCAAAAGAAUCCGAGAAUCUACUUGCGCACCCUCGCCUGUACUACUAGAGACAUACCUCUGUCCGCGUGUCUUUGUCGACAACAACGCUCACGGAUCGGAGCUGUAUGCACACGACCCGUAUCCGGCGUCAGUCUACGAGAAAUGCAACUCAGAUAGGGAUAAACCGCUUCCUGGCAGUUCAGGAACGCCCUCCAACCGAGACUGUUCUAGUAGUCGAAGCGAUGUCGCACCGGACAAGGAUGGGACGCUGUUGGAGCUGGACAGUUUGAAGGUGAUUGAGAGGUUGUAUGGCGAGAGAUCGGCUGCGCUGCUGCGGGAACUGGGUAAAGAGCUCAUUCCCAGCAAGAUACCAGGCUAUACGCUCGCAUCAACCUUCGUCGCACUUGGUGGCAUACUAAACGGAUUCGACACAGGCUCCGUCGGCGCCGUCACCGAAAUGCCUUCCUUCACCCAUACAUUCGGCCACCUCACACCCACCAUGCGCGGCUUCACCGUCUCUCUAAUAAUGCUCUGCGGCGCCAUCCCAGCAACAGUCGCCGGCUAUCUUGCCGACCGCUUCGGUCGCCUCCGCAUCAUCAUCGUCGGCGCCAUUCUUUGCACGAUUGGCUGCGUGCUCGAAUGCGCUGCCUCCCAUCUCAGUCUCUUCCUCGUCGGCCGCGCAUUGAUGGGGAUCGGUCAGGGUUUCGCGCUCACCAACAUUGGAGUGUAUAUCUGUGAGAUCGCGCCGAGUCGAAGUCGUGGUAAGUUUGUGUCGCUCCCGCAGUUCGGCGCUGCGCUGGGGGUUUGCGUUGGUUAUUUCUCGUGCUAUGGGAGUAUACACAUCAAUGGCAAUAUGUCAUGGCGUCUGCCGUACAUACUGCAAGCCGCGCUGUCCAUGGUUUGGGCUGCGGGAUCGUUCUUCCUACCCGAGAGUCCGCGAUGGCUCAUCUUGCACGGGCAAAGAAGUCGGGCGAUGCAAGAGCUCAAGAAGCUGGACUUUGAAGCCGCGGAGGCGGAGAAGGACGUCUUGCGCCCCACGGAGAACGCCAGCCCGGAAGAGCAAACAUGGCUCGCGGUGUUCAUCCUGUCGUUCGUUCAGUUGAGCGGUAUCGACGGCGUCCUUUACUACGCCCCGACCAUCUUCGCUCAAGCCGGAAUCCCCUCGCAAACCGCAUCCUUCCUCGCCUCGGGCGUCUCCGCCAUCCUUAUGCUCGCCUUCAGCAUUCCCGCCACCAUCCUCGCAGACAAAUGGGGUCGUCGCACGUCCGCCAUCUGCGGCGGCGUCAUCCUCUCUGGCACGAUGCUUCUUAUCGGCUCGCUGUACGCCGCGAACGUCGUGCAUUCAAAUGGAGCAGCGCGCUGGAUUGUCAUCGUCUCGGUCUUCGUCUUCGCAAUUGGAUACGUCUCCACGUGGGCUAUCGUGGGCAAGAUCUACGCGUCUGAGAUCCAGCCUACAAGGACGCGUGCGACGACGAACUCAAUAGCCACGGGCGGUAGCUUUCUUGCGAAUUGGCUCGUUGCGUUCGCGACACCUAUCUUCCUCGCGAGAUCGGCGUACGGCGCGUACUUCCUCUUCGGCGCGAUUGCGCUUUUGACGCUCGUUGUACUCGCGACGUGUAUGCGCGAGACGCGGGGCUUGUCGCUCGAGGAUAUCCAGGUCUCGUUCGCGCAAGCUUCGUCGCGGUCGUUUAGCGUUCCUCUAGGCUUAGUACGAAGGCGCGGUUUCGUGACGUAA
Molecule: messenger RNA, 2907 nt
Organism: Alternaria metachromatica
Lineage: Eukaryota; Fungi; Ascomycota; Dothideomycetes; Pleosporales; Pleosporaceae
Exons: 6
Coding region: 1-2907 (968 amino acids)
Biological process (GO): transmembrane transport; carbohydrate transport
Cellular component (GO): membrane
Molecular function (GO): carbohydrate:proton symporter activity
Source: RefSeq, a predicted model, not a curated record